CGGCGGGCGGGCGCGCCGGAAGUGGUGGCUGCGGGGCUGAGGCCGGGGCCGGGGCCGGGGCCGGUGCCCGCCAUGGAGCUGGGCCGCGCGGGCCCGGCCGGCCUGCUGCUGUUUCUGCUGCUGCUCCUGGCGGCACAGGCUGUGCCGGAGCGGGACCCGUACCGCGUGCUGGGCGUAGGCCGCGCCUCCAGCCAGGCCGACAUCAAGAAGGCGUACAAGCGGCUGGCCCGGCAGUGGCACCCGGACAAGAACAAGGACCCGGGCGCUGAGGACAAGUUCAUCCAGAUCAGCAAAGCUUACGAGAUUCUCUCCAAUGAGGAAAAGAGGGCAAACUUCGACCGCUAUGGAGAUGUCGGGGAGAGCCAGGGCUACUCCCAGCACCAGCAGCGCCAGUUCCACCACUUCCAUGAAGGCUUCUACUUUGAUGAGUCCUUCUUCCACUUCCCCUUUAAUUCAGAGAGACGUGACACCUCCGACGAGAAAUAUUUGCUCCAUUUUUCACAUUACGUCAAUGAAAUCGUGCCAGAUAGUUUCAAGAAACCAUACCUCAUUAAAAUCACCUCGGACUGGUGCUUCAGCUGCAUCCACAUCGAGCCCGUGUGGAGGGAAGUUGCUCAGGAACUGGAGGUGCUGGGAGUGGGCAUUGGAGUCGUUCACGCUGGGUACGAGAGGCGCCUGGCCCAUCACCUCGGUGCUCACAGCACGCCAUCGAUACUGGGACUGAUCAAUGGCAAGAUAACCUUCUUCCACAACGCCGUCAUUCGAGAAAACCUGCGGCAGUUUGUGGAGAACCUGCUGCCAGGGAACCUUGUAGAAAAGAUUACAGAUAAAAACUACAUCCGCUUCCUAUCUAACUGGAAGAAAGAAAACAAGCCCCACGUCCUGCUGUUUGAUCACAUGCCAGUUGUGCCAUUAUUGUACAAGCUGACUGCCUUUGCAUACAGAGAUUAUUUGUCCUUUGGUUACGUGUACGUGGGGCUCAGAGGGACUGAAGAGUUGUCCAGUCAGUACAACAUCAACGUCUACACGCCAACCCUGAUGAUCUUCAAGGAGCACAUCGACAAGCCCGCUGAUGUGGCGCAGGCACGGGAUAUGAAAAAGCAGCUCAUUGACGACUUCCUUUCCCAGAAUAAGUUCCUCAUGGCAGCCAGACUGACCAACCAGAGGCUGUUUCAGGAGCUGUGUCCCGUGAAGAAGUCGCACCGUCAGCGAAAGCACUGUGUGGUCCUGCUCACUGGAGAAGGUGAUAAGUUUGCUGAUGCUUAUGAGGCAUUUUUGACUUUUGCUGUGGCUAACACAAAAGACACACUGAGGUUUGCGCACAUCUAUCAUGAUCGGCAGCCGGAAUUUGCAGAUGCCUUGCUGAUGGAUGACGAGAAGUACCGUGGGAAAUCAGCUGUGGUCAUUCUGGAGAGGCGCAACAACGCAGGGAAGAUUGCCUUUAAAACCUUGGAGGAGGCCUGGCAAGGCAGCAAUGAGGACAACUUCAUCCUUCUGGAUCUCCUGGACCAGCUAAGGACAGACCCUGGUCUUCUCUCCUCAGAGACUGUCCUGGCAGACUUGAAUGAUGAGCUUGCUCCUAUCUUCCUUAUCCGAUGGUUCUAUUCCACCCUGGACUAUAUCUCGGACUGCUGGGACAGCUUGUUUCAUAGCAACUGGCGAGAAAUGAUGCCCCUGCUGUCCUUGCUCUUCUCUGCGCUCUUCAUUCUCUUUGGCACCGUUAUUGUUCAGGCCUUCAGUGAUUCCAGUGACACAAGAGACUCUCCUGCCUCUGAGAAAAAAGACACUACUGCAAAGACCGAGAAGAACGACACGAGCUUUAGCAAAGAGAGUAACAGCAGGGUUCCCAAAAAGGGCUUUGUCGAGGUGACAGAGCUGACAGACAUCAACUACAACAGUAACCUGGUACGCCUCAGGCCAGGUCACAUGAACGUGGUCUUGAUUCUCUCUAACUCCACCAAAACCGCCCUCCUCCAGAAGUUUGCCCUGGAAGUCUACACAUUCACAGGGAGCAGCUCUCUUCAUUUCUCCUUCCUCAGCCUGGACAAGCACCGCGAGUGGCUGGAGUACCUGCUCGAGUUCGCGCAGGACGCUGCCCCCAUCCCCAAUCAGUACGACAAGCAUUUCCUUGAGCGCGACUACACGGGCUACGUGCUGGCUCUGAACGGCCACAAGAAAUACUUCUGCCUCUUUAAGCCUCACAGAUCAGGGGACGAAGGGGGAACCCUGGGGGCGUGUGAGGACUAUGAUUCCUCGCUACACACCGAAGCCAGAGGGAAAUCCUCCUGCAGCCCAGGAUCUAGAUCCAUUAAAAACAAAUUACAUAAAUUGUCCUUUUGGAUGGAACGCCUUCUCGAAGGCUCCUUACAGCGGUUCUAUAUCCCCUCGUGGCCUGCACUAGACUGAGGGAUUUUAAGAGAUUCUAACAGACAUACUUUUUAUGAAGAUGCCGAGGGACAGCUCUCUCCAGGACUAAACAAAUGAUCAUGAUGAAUGGACCUUAGGUUUUAGGUGAACUCUCCGAGGGCCGGUGACCAGAAAAAUCUCCCCGCAUCCAGAGCCCGGGAGUGCAACAAAGUGCACUGAAAUGCCCUCCACCAAACCAUCCUCGUGUGUGGAUGCUGUACUGUCAAAGAGCCAAGAAGUCCUUUCUUCCCUUCUCAUCAUGCCACGCCUGCUUCCUGGGCUGUCCCCGAGCCAUCCCUCAUUUCACCUCAGAUGAAUAAAAGCCGUGAUUUCUGCUGCAGCGACGCGGCCGGUUACACAGGGCAGGUCGUGGCUCUCCUCUUGCUUCCUCGUGUGCUUAGCCCGUGGUGCAUGGUGUAACCCUGGCAAGACCCUCCAGACCCUCCCAGCAGACAGCCGUACCCCUCGGCUCCCCCUGGGUAAGUGACCUGGAGGGUGGCCGGGAGCACCUCCCUCGGAGCAGCCCUGUAGCUGGGACUCGCCUGUGGUGCGGGCUGGGAGGUGAUCUGCAUGUUUCAUGCUCCUUGCAUAAUAGUUCCACCAUAACCAGGGAGGGAAGGGGUUUUGCACAGCCCUAAAUACUGUAACGGUGUUGAGCCAUUUAAAUGUCACAUUGUUUUCCAGAUGCCUUCCUGCUUCUGUCAGUUUUAGAGGAUGUAUCUUAGAGCCAUAACUUUUAAUGUGUCCUCAGAUUGUAGGCAUAUGCUGCUAUGAGCCAGUAGACGUGUAGAAGAAAAUCUACCUAGCUGCUAGGGAGCCAGUGGGGGCUCCUUUCAAACACCCUUACAUCUGUAGUACAAACCAACCUUUCUUUGUAUCAAGGAACCUAAUUCGUCAACGAUUGUAUUCCUGAAACGUUGCCCCAGAAGUGCUGUACCACCAGAUCGUCA
This is a messenger RNA of Numida meleagris (helmeted guineafowl), 3356 nucleotides long. It is a transcript of the gene DNAJC16, whose product is annotated as DnaJ heat shock protein family (Hsp40) member C16. NCBI's taxonomy places the organism in Eukaryota, Metazoa, Chordata, Aves, Galliformes, Numididae. The transcript has 14 exons. Bases 73 to 2406 code for a protein of 777 amino acids. The record is from RefSeq and is a predicted model, not a curated record.